Messenger RNA from Vicia faba (fava bean), 1017 nucleotides. The record is from the annotation of a GenBank genome assembly. NCBI's taxonomy places the organism in Eukaryota, Viridiplantae, Streptophyta, Magnoliopsida, Fabales, Fabaceae.
AUGCACUUGAACAAUCACAAUAUAGUUUCUCUCUCUCUCUCUGUCUCUCUCCGUCUGCAUAUUUCAAUUUGGAUGCGAGAUGCCGAAGCCAAUGGAAUCAGCGACCAAGAGCGGUCCCUAUCCAGGUGGGUUGGGUCCAUUCACCGGAGAGACCCCAAUGUAAAGAAGCCUCCAUGGUUGAGACAGAAAGCUCCUCAGGGUGAACGAUUUUCUCAAAUUAAAGAAUCUAUCUCUCAGUUCAAACUCAAUACUGUUUGUGAAGAAGCACAGUGCCCCAAUAUAGGAGAGUGUUGGAAUGGAGGUCAUGAUGGUAUUGCAACUGCUACAAUCAUGGUUCUAGGGGAUACGUGCACUCGUGGAUGUAGAUUUUGUGCUGUCAAAACCAGCACUAACCCACCACCUCCUGAUCCUAUGGAACCCCCAAAAUACUGCCAAGGCCAUUGCCACUUGGGGGGUGCUGUGGAUUAUAUUGUCAUAACAAGUGUCGACCGAGAUGAUAUACCUGAUGGAGGAAGUGGCCAUUUUGCACAAACUGUGAAAGCUAUGAAGAAUAUCAAACCUGAGAUCAUGGUUGAGUGUUUAACCUCUGAUUUUCGGGGUGAUCUAAAGGCCGUAGAGACUCUGGUUCACUCGGGUUUAGAUGUCUUUGCUCACAACAUUGAGACAGUCAAACGGCUUCAAAGACUUGUUAGAGAUCCCAGAGCUGGGUAUGAACAAAGCUUGGCAGUUCUAAACCAUGCAAAACAAAGCAAGGAGGGUAUGAUAACAAAAUCUUCGAUAAUGUUGGGCCUUGGAGAAUCUGAUGAUGAGUACUUGCAGCCUACUCCUUUGCACUUGACCGUUAAAGAGUAUGUUACGCCUGAGAAGUUUGACUUCUGGAAAGAAUAUGGGGAGUCUAUUGGUUUUCGUUAUGUGGCCAGUGGUCCACUGGUACGAUCUUCAUACCGAGCUGGGGAGCUGUUUGUACAGACAAUGGUUAGAGAAAAGACCAAGAAUGUAGAGGGCUCAUUAUUAUAA